AUGCGUGUCUUGUCUCUUUUCGCCCUUGCGGCGCCUCUUGUUUCUGCCAUUCAAUUCCUUGAGCCCGUCGCCAACUCCACUCUGAAAAAGGGGGAGACAUACAGCGUCAAGUGGAGCAGUGUCGACACUGACCCCACCACUUUCAGCCUCUUCCUCGUCAACUUUGUUGACUGGCCUCCCUUCUACACCCAGGUGGCUUCCGAUGUGCAGACCACCGAGGGCGAGCACGAGGUGACUGUCCCUUGCGAUGUCAACACAUCGUGGGGCUUCCAGUUCAAUGCCAUCAACGGCACCAACGUCUAUGUGAUCCAUGCUCAGACCUCAAAGUUUUUCGUUGAGGAUGGCGUCUGCUCGGGCUCGGGUCCGGUCCAGCCCCCCCCCACCAGCAGCGCUGCCGCGACUUGCACAGCCACCACCGUGACCGAGACUGUUACCAGCACCGUCACCGAGUCUCCUUCCUGCUCCCUGCUGUCUUCGACCUCGACGCCCGCCGCUUCUUCAAGUACUACUGUUGUGGCCACUAGCUCUGAGUCCGCCACCACCUCCAAGACGACCGUCGCGGUGCCCAGCUCCAAGUCUGACACUUCCGCGCAGGCGACAGUGACCAGUCCCCCUUCGAUCAGCAAGGCGACGACGGCAACUGGGACUACCAGCACCAUCACUUCGACUGUGUACAAGGAUCUGUCCGAGGUUGAGGAUUGCCCGGCUCUCUGCGCGGCUUAA
Messenger RNA from Parathielavia appendiculata, 723 nucleotides. RefSeq lists its product as uncharacterized. The coding region runs from base 1 to 723 and encodes 240 amino acids. The transcript has 2 exons. Lineage: Eukaryota; Fungi; Ascomycota; Sordariomycetes; Sordariales; Chaetomiaceae. The record is from RefSeq and is a predicted model, not a curated record.